AUGGUCCGCUGCCUGGCGGCGUCGAAGAAGAGUUGCUGCAUGCCGUGCGGAGACUACGAGCUCGGGCUGCGUCUCAUCAAGUCGAAUGCGUCCAAGGGAUCCGAGGCGGCGUCCACCGGCACCGCCCUAUGGAACACCACCGGCAUUUUCCCCUCGGGAGCCCCCCCGGCCUGCAAUCUUCUCUCCGGCUACCAGCAGUGCGAGCUGCUGCUUGAGUCCGUUGCCUGCGCCGCGACAUGCAACCCUGAUAUGGGUAACUACGUCAUCAAGUACAACGACGGCCCCACAAUCACCAUCUGCCCCGCGUUUGCCGACCAGCUCUAUGCAGCCUGCAAGGACUCGCGAUAUGGAGUCAUGAACAAUGUCACCGACGCUACCACGUUCGCCAGCUUGUCUCUGACGGGUUUCGGAGCAAUGUUCGGCAUCAUUGCGUUCAAGGCGGUCGUGGCUAACGUGACUAACGCUAACUGCUUCAACGGCGUUGCGCCGCAAUACAUCCCCAAGACCACGCUGUGCUGCGACCCCUUCGCCCUGGACCCCGAGAAUAACUGUCCCAUCGGAACCGUCGAUCUCACCAAGUACACUGACCUCCUCAACCGUCCGAUCAACACCACGCAGUGCAUGAACGAUACCCAGUAUCCCAAGCCGAUUUUCACGCUCCCGCCAUCCCCGCCUGUCCCCAAGGCGUCGGGAGUUGCGCGUCCCACGCUUGCUGGGGCUUUUCUUGCGAUUGCGCUCAUGAUGUUUGCAUGA
Messenger RNA from Closterium sp. Naga37s-1, 753 nucleotides. The record is from the annotation of a GenBank genome assembly. Lineage: Eukaryota; Viridiplantae; Streptophyta; Zygnematophyceae; Desmidiales; Closteriaceae.